Molecule: messenger RNA, 387 nt
Organism: Toxotes jaculatrix (banded archerfish)
Lineage: Eukaryota; Metazoa; Chordata; Actinopteri; Toxotidae
Gene: npffl
Product: neuropeptide FF-amide peptide precursor like
Exons: 3
Coding region: 1-387 (128 amino acids)
Molecular function (GO): neuropeptide hormone activity
Source: RefSeq, a predicted model, not a curated record
AUGGACACAGCUGCAGUGGUGACUCUUCUGGCUCUGCUCAUGGCGAUGGCUGGCAUCAGUCAGGCUCUUCGCAUCCAAGGUGGUCUGGACAAAAGUGAUAUCCUGCCAGGCAGCUCAGAGGAGAACAUGGCCGACCGCCUGCUGGGGCUGGAGAGUGAAGACACAGAUAACAGCAUUGAUGAUCGUCUGCUGACCUCAGUGCUGAGAGCUCUGCUGCUCGGAUCCCAGAGAGAAACCAGGAGCUCCGUCCUCCAUCAGCCACAGAGGUUCGGUCGCGGAUCCAGGGGGCAGGUAGAGUCGGAGGAUCAGAUACAUUCCCGUAACUGGGAGGCAGCCCCCAGUCAGAUCUGGAGUAUGGCCGUGCCCCAGAGAUUUGGCAAGAAAUAA